AUGCCACGAACUUCUUCAAAAAAAGUAGAGAACAAUAAAGAAAGAAAAAACAAUUCAAAACAUGAGAAUGAAAAUUCUGUAAACGCGACCAAUGGUUCGAUUUCAGAAGAAGAAAAUGAAUCUUCCAAGGGAUCAGAAAUUACUCGUUGCGUUUGUGGAAUUGAGGAUAAUGACGAUGAUUCAAGUGAUGGAGGCUUAUAUAUUCAAUGUGAUCAAUGUUCUGUCUGGCAGCAUGGCCACUGCGUUGGAUUUCAAGAAGAAUCUGAUGUUCCUGACGUCUAUUACUGUGAACUAUGCCGGCCAGAGCUUCACAAGCUUUAUCAACGUGGAAGAGGACCAAAACAAUCCAAAUACAUGGGUCUUGUUGGUGAGCAGAAGCCUCAGCAGUCAGAAUCUUCUGAUGCUUCUCCUCCAUCACCAGUCGUCAGAAGACAGAUUCCAAAACAGCGUCUUACGAUGAACUCUCGAGAUGCAGCUUUGGAUUACGAAGAAUAUCUAACUAUUGCAAAAGAACAAUCUCUUCUCAAUAGGAGGUCUAGAGGGUUGUCCAAAUCGGCUUCACCUGUUCAAGCAUCCGUUUCUGAAGAAGCAUUGCCAGUGAAGGAAACACCAAAGGAGCAAGAACCAGGAUUAGAACAAGAACAAGGACAUGGACCAGAAGAAGAAGAGGAAGAAGAGGACCAAGAACAAGAACAAAAUCAAGAACAAGAACAAGAACAGGGACGUGGACAUGGACGUGGACAAGAAGAGAAACGUAAAGAACAAGAAGAAACUUCGCGUGAAGAAGGACAGGAACCGGAGCCCGGAAAAAUAUACAAAGACGAAUCCAUUCCCAUAAAUACCAUUACCACUGAAGAAAAAGUUGAAGAAGAGAAGAAUUUGGAAAGCGAGCCAGUCAAAGAAGAACCAGAGUCGACUCUGCCUUCUCCUACGAGUGUUCAAUCUACACAAGCAUCUUCAACUGCAGGGCGGGGAGGUGGUCGGAAAUCCAAAAGAGAAGCGCCAGUGGAUCACGAGAAAGGAAGUUUAUCUCCAUCCAUAACUGGCCAACGAGGACCAAAAAAUAGGAAGACUGGUUCUAGAAAAGGGAAAUCAUCUGGGUUUUCGGCAAAUGGCCAUCGCUCUGCACCCAACCAUGCAGAAGGGGAACAGACUACAGAGGCAAGUACAAAACAGAAAGGCUUGCAUCCAAGGAUUACUAUCACUGAAAUGCGGAGGCGUGUUGCGACAAUGUUGGAAUAUAUUGGACAUAUCCAGGUAGAAAUGGCAUCUCAAUCAGCGAAUGCGAUUGCGGUAUCGCAAAUGACGAAAGAAAUCUCAGAGGACGAGAAGGAAACGCUUCGUCAGGUGGAUAACUUGACACGGGAAUUGUUACAUUGGGAGCAAAGAUUUGGUAAAACCUGA
Molecule: messenger RNA, 1404 nt
Organism: Schizosaccharomyces osmophilus
Lineage: Eukaryota; Fungi; Ascomycota; Schizosaccharomycetes; Schizosaccharomycetales; Schizosaccharomycetaceae
Gene: cti6
Product: histone deacetylase complex PHD finger subunit Cti6
Exons: 3
Coding region: 1-1404 (467 amino acids)
Biological process (GO): negative regulation of rDNA heterochromatin formation; negative regulation of silent mating-type cassette heterochromatin formation
Cellular component (GO): Rpd3L-Expanded complex; Rpd3L complex
Source: RefSeq, a predicted model, not a curated record